AUGGAUGAGCAGAAGAUAGAAAUCAAAGAGCAUUAUAACAAUAUAAAGGAUAAGGGGCUUGAGGGACGAGUCCAAAGCAAAGCAAUAAACAUAAGAAACACCAACAACUUUAUCAAGGCAUGUCUGAUAAGGAUGUAUGUCAAGAGAGGAGACUCCGUGCUGGAUCUUGGAUGUGGAAAGGGGGGAGAUCUAUUGAAAUACGAAAAGGCAGGGAUUGGAGUGUAUCAUGGAGUUGAUAUUGCUGAAAUGUCAAUAAACGAUGCAAAGCUUAGGUUCAAUGGCAUGAAGAAGAGCUUUAAGACGUCAUUUGAUGUUAGAGAUGUGUAUGGCCAGCACAUGGAUCUUGGGGUGCAAUUUGAUAUUGUUUCAUCACAGUUCAGCUUCCACUAUGCAUUUUCAAACAGUUUGCUGCUUGAUGUUGCACUGCAGAAUGUGGAAAGGCAUUUGAAGCCCGGAGGGUUCUUCAUUGCGACUGUGCCAUCGAAGGACGUGAUUCUACAGAGGCACCAACAAGGUAGAUUGCACAAUGAAUUCUAUAAGAUUGAGUUGGGCACGGGCAUACAAAUGUCCCCUGAAUCAGCUAAUGAAUAUCGCUUUACAUUGAUAGACUCUGUAAACAACUGUAUCGAAUAUUUUGUGGACUUCAAUAGGAUGGUGGAAGGCUUCAAAAAGCUUGGCAUUGAUUUGAUUAGUAGAAAAGGCUUUAUUGGUUUCUAUGAAGCUGAGUGUAGCAAAAACUUUGAGCUUUUUAAAAAAAUGAAUCUGAGCAAGCUUAAGUGCGAGGAAGCAGAGGUUGUUGGAAUCUAUGAGGUCGUUGCUUUCAGAAAGCAAAUGGUUUAA
Molecule: messenger RNA, 840 nt
Organism: Ordospora pajunii
Lineage: Eukaryota; Fungi; Microsporidia; Ordosporidae
Product: mRNA capping enzyme
Exons: 1
Coding region: 1-840 (279 amino acids)
Biological process (GO): 7-methylguanosine mRNA capping
Cellular component (GO): nucleus
Molecular function (GO): mRNA 5'-cap (guanine-N7-)-methyltransferase activity
Source: RefSeq, a predicted model, not a curated record